Molecule: messenger RNA, 823 nt
Organism: Ruditapes philippinarum (Manila clam)
Lineage: Eukaryota; Metazoa; Mollusca; Bivalvia; Venerida; Veneridae
Product: interferon-inducible GTPase 1-like
Cellular component (GO): membrane
Molecular function (GO): GTP binding
Source: RefSeq, a predicted model, not a curated record
AAAAAUAUUCCUUGUUGAUACUGAUGAUAGUUUUAAUAACUUCUUCGAGUUUGAGGAUUUGAAAGACCAACUUCUGCUUGCUGCUGAGUCCGCAAAAAUUGGAGACAUUCCCUUUUCUUUCAACCUGAAGCAUACGGACGACGUUAUGAAUUUACAAAAAGAAUUCUUGGAGAGAAGAAUAAAAGAAAAAGGGCUUCUAGCUUCGACAGCUAAAACCAUUGAUGAGAGAAAGGAGAUCCUAAAACGAGAAAUCUUGUCCCAGCAGGAGGUUUUUGGAAUUGAUAAAAGCAGUUUGGCCGAAUACCAAACUGAGUAUGAUUUGCCCAAAGGUUUGAUUGGAGAUUUUACUAUUGAAUUUGACAAACGAUAUGGCAGUUCUGGGGGAAAUGUAAUACGUUUUGACAAAGUCGACGAUAGCCGACGUACUCGCAGCGUUUCUACGUAUUUUCGGCGGGCUUCUGAUUUUGUCUUGGAAGUUAAAGGUAGUAAAGGGGCGACUUAUGUUUGUAAACAAUGCAUAAAGAUUCUUGAAGAUAGUUUGCAGAUGAUAUAUAGCUUACGUGAAAAAUUAAAUAAAGAAGUAAUGUCACACCUUGUGACAAAGAAACGAAAUGACAGAGAAUCAGAAAUGUUGGGAACAAACAUUCGCAGACAAACUAAGACAAAACUUAAAGUACAUCGACAGUAAGUCUGAAACGUUGAUUUUGCCCGCGAAAACUUCGGACUCUCGAAAACAUAUAAAUUAACAGUACCAGGAGAAAUCAAUCGGACCAUCAUUGAUAUAGUGUCUUUUUUCGAAAUAAAACUUUUUUAAUUACCUAAA